AUGGCCACCCUCAGAGUGCUGUCGUUCGAUGCUGAGGGCCGCCCGAUUCAGUUUGAGACCUGGCUCGAUGACCUGCAGCUGUUCCUCAUGAGCGAUAGCAAGGAUAAUGUUUCUCUCUAUGACCACACGUCUGGUGCCUCAGUCGCUCCUCCUGCCACUGCUGAGCUUAGUGCCCGUUCCCAGUGGCAGACUCGUGACGCUGCUGCUCGCCUAGCCGUUCGCAAUCACCUACCGUUAGCCGAGCUCACACAUUUUGGCGAGCACAAAACCGCUAAGGCCUUGUACGACGCUGUCGUUGCUCACUACUCCUCCCCUGCCACUGCCGAGCUCAGCCGAUUUACGCUGCCCUACCUGUUUCCUGAGCUGUCCACCUUUGCCACAGUUGCCGAUCUCAUCACCCACCUUCGCACUAGCGACACCCACCUUCGCGCCGCCCUCCCUAGAGAGUUCUGUGCCAAGAACCCGCCUCUGAUGUACUGGACCCUCCACUUCCUAGUCACCCAUCUCCCUGACUCCCUUAGCUCGGUCAGGGACCACUUUCUCGCUCGCUGUCCCACCAAGCUCACUGUUGACCUCCUAGUGGAGCAGCUGCUAGCAGCCGAGAAGAGCAUUGUCGCUGUAGGUGCUGCUCGUGGCGCUCCUCGCACCCCCAUCUUUGAGGGGUGCUCUCCCUCUCCCCUUGCCCCCUCCUAUGCUACUGCUGCUGCUGUUGACUUCCUUGGUGCUGAGUCUGCUGGCGCUGCUUCUGCUUCUAGUGGGAGGCGCUGCACCGUGGAGGAGGAGGGGGUGGCGGCGGGAGUAGUGGCGGGAGUGCUGGCGGGAGUGGUAGCGGCGGAGGAGGCGGUGGCGGCGGAGGGAGUGGGGGUGGCGGUGGCGGCGGUGGCAGCGGCAGCGGCGGUGGCGGCGGCAGCGGUAGCGGCAGCGGCGGUGGCGGCCGGGACGGUGGUGGCGGUAGAGGUGGCGGUCGGGGUGGCGUCACUGGUGCUGGCCAGAGCCGUCUGCAGCAGCAGCGUCCCCAGACGACCCAGCAGCUUCUACCGCUGCUUCUCCCGCCUUGACGACGCUUGGCGUGAGGAGAUGGGCGAGGAGGUUGAGCGCCCCCGCUGGGCUGAUCUGAUGAGGGCUGGUGUUGAUAUCUUUGCUCUUGACUAUGAUGCUAUCAUUGCUGCCAUGUAUGCAUUGACUGUUAGUGCUGAGGGAGACUGUUACUUGUGUGUGCCACCUGACCCAGGUAUAGAGCCUGCUGCUCUAGGUGCUAGCGAGUCUGCUCUCUCAGGUACUGCGCCUUCUGAGGCCUUGCGCACCUUUACGCUUGACUCAAGUGCUUCUCGCUGUUUCUUUCGUGACAGUACUGCGCUCACACCACUCCCUGCACCUGUUGCAGUCUCUCUGGCUGACCCCUCCGGGGGCCCAGUUCUUGCACGGUCCACCACUGUGCUUCCGUGUCCGGCGGUCCCGUCUGGUGAGCUGUCAGGUCUCCACCUCCCCUCGUUCUCUACGAACUUGGUGAGCAACGCCGUCCUCCAGGAUCAGUGGGUUGAUACCUUUACCCCUGGAGGACAGCGUGUGGCGAUCUGUACGUGCUCCAAGACUGGCCGUCACCUGGCCACGUUCACUCGUGCGUCUGGGUCCAGUCUGUACACACUGUCGACUGUGUCUCCUCACGCGGCUGCUCACGUAGCUGCUGUUGGUCAGGUGUCUAAGUCAGGUCUGGUAGCCUACCCUUGUGAGUGUCGCUCCCUAUCGCACCAGACUCUUCUCUGGCACCACCGCCUGGGUCACCCCUCCCUGCCACGCCUCCGUGGCAUGCACCGUCGCCACCUCAUGUCUGGUCUUCCCAGGUCUCUCCCUCCCCUCCCUGCCUCGCCUGCGCCGCCCUGCCUUCCUUGCGUCGAGGGGCGGCAGCGCACCGCUCCUCACUCCUCCUCGUUUCCCCCGACAGAGGCUCCUCUGCAGACCCUCCACCUGGACGUGUGGGGCCCAGCCCGCGUUCGUGGACAUGGCGGUGAGCGGUACUUUUGGCUGGUCGUUGACGACUACUUGCGUUACACCACGGUCUUCCCCUUGCGCACCAAGGGUGAGGUCCCUGCUGUCCUGAUCCCUUGGAUCCGAGCAGUCUGUCUCCAGCUCCGCCGCCGGUUCCGCACGGACCUUCCUGUCCUGCGUCUGCACUGUGACAGAGGUGGCGAGUUCAUCUCUGACCUUCUGUGGGCCUUCUGUCAGGGGGAGGGCAUCGAGCAGACCUCCUUGCUUCCGGGCUCACCGCAGCUAAAUGGGGUUGCUGAGCACCGCAUUGGCUUGGUCAUGGAGGUCGCUCGUACCUCCUUGGUCCAUGCGGCGGCUCCCCAUUUUCUGUGGCCGUUUGCAGUCCGCCCCUUUCCCUCCCCCGCCGCUUUUCCUCGCUCCAGGUCCCCCUCCGGUAGAUCCCCUUCCCCCUCAGGUGUCUCUCAGGUAGACCCACCUCCCAUCGCUGAGCCUGUCGAGGUCACUGGUGACUCAGGUGCUGCUGAGGGUGGUGCUGCUAGGGGUGCUGUGCCGGGGGGUGCGGAGCCUGAGGGUGCUGAGCCUGGGGGUGCGGAGCCUGGGGGUGCUGAGCCUGGGGGUGCGGAGCCUGCGGGUGCUGAGCCUGGGGGUGCUGUGCCUGGGGGUGCUGAGCCGGGGGGUGCUGUUCCCGGGGGUGCUGAGCCUGGGGGUGCUGAGCCUGCGAACACUGCGACUGUAGGUACUGGAGGUUCUCAAGCUGCCGAGGCUGGUGGUACUUGUGCUGGAGACAUCGGUGGCGAGGGCACUGGAGGUGCUGGUCCGCGUGGAGCUCGCGCUGGAGGUGCUGGCGCUGCCGGAGCUGAGGGUGCUGGGGCUGGAGAGCCUGGAGCUGCUGGAGGUCCUGGUGCUGGUGGUUCUGGUGUUGGAGACGCUGACUGUCCUACUGCUGGUGGUGCUGUGCAACGGCGCCUGUUCUUCACUCCGCCGUCGCCGUCGUCUCUCCCACCGCCAGACUCCGUGCUUCGUCAGGUUCUUACACUCCCGUCAUCUACUGGUCUACCGUUACAGCUUGGCUCUCCACUGCCUCCUCCGGCACCUUACACUGCGCAGCCUGACUCACUUACUAAGCGUCGUGCGCCUGAGUUUCGUUUUGCCCCUCCUGUUCGCGCUAGUAGCACUGUUCGCGCUGGUCGCACUGCCCGUCGUGUCCCGCGUCCGCGUCCUCCUCCUGUGCCUGGCACGCACACCAUGGCACUUCGUCCUUCCUCUGUUCCACAGCGUGUCCCUCUGCCGUCUCCUCCUGCUUCCUCUCUUCCUGAUGUUCCCGACCCUGAGUCUGAUGCUGUUCGUGCUGAGCACCCUACUGUCACGCGUCUCCUCGCCACUGUUGUCACUGACCCGUCGUUUGAGUCUGCUGCUGCGUCUGCCUUAGUUGCUGAGCUGGUCGACUUUGCUGCCGCUUGUCGUCUAGACUACGCCGCUAGUCUUGUUGCUUAG
Closterium sp. Yama58-4 is the source of this 3480-nucleotide messenger RNA. The record is from the annotation of a GenBank genome assembly. NCBI's taxonomy places the organism in Eukaryota, Viridiplantae, Streptophyta, Zygnematophyceae, Desmidiales, Closteriaceae.